AUGGAAAAGAGAUCCAUUUAUAUAUUUCUGUUUCUGUUACAAGCAAUCAUCCAUUGUGUUCAUCCCAUAAUAGCGCAAUUACCACGCCCAGAAAAUGUAAUAACUAGAUGCAAAAAGGGUGAUUUCAAAUCCGACGCUUACAACAAGAACCUAGACUUGGCACUCAAUUCCCUUUCCGGUAACAUUAGCAAUCCGGAGUACACAGGGUUCAAAAGUACCCAGUAUGGCAAUCCGGGUGAAUUGGUGAACGCUGUUGUCCUUUGUCCUCCAUAUAUUAAGGCGGAAGAUUGCGCAGAUUGUAUCAAGAAAUCAACCCAGCUUAUAAAAAAAGAUUGUCCUAAAAAAAAGGAAGCAGUAGUGUUUACUCUCAUAUCGGACUUGACUUCAUGCAUGGUGCGUUAUGGGGAUUAUAAAAUUGAGGGGAAGUUUGAUGAUUGGGCUUGGGUAAGCUUCCAAAGUCCUAAGAGCGGCGCAGAUAUUGGUAAGUUGCAACCAACCUUUAGAGACAUGGUUAACUCGAUAAAGGAAAUGGCGGUUACAGGUGAACAUGGGAUCCGUUAUGCAAAAGUGUCUGCAAGUUAUGGGAAUAGUGGGCAGCGUGUUUACUUGGCACUUCAAUGUACUCCUGAUAUAUCGCAACAGGACUGCUCCAAAUGUUUAAAUUCAGCAGCAUCGGGGCUUAAGAGCAAUGGAAUUGAUCAAGGAAAAAUGUCUGCUAGAAGGUUAUCUACCCAUUGCUACGCAAGGUACUCGCAUGACCCUUUUUUUCCAGAGAAGUGA
Erigeron canadensis is the source of this 780-nucleotide messenger RNA. Its product is annotated as putative cysteine-rich receptor-like protein kinase 20. NCBI's taxonomy places the organism in Eukaryota, Viridiplantae, Streptophyta, Magnoliopsida, Asterales, Asteraceae. The transcript has a single exon. The coding region runs from base 1 to 780 and encodes 259 amino acids. The record is from RefSeq and is a predicted model, not a curated record.